Messenger RNA from Cylicocyclus nassatus, 484 nucleotides. Lineage: Eukaryota; Metazoa; Nematoda; Chromadorea; Rhabditida; Strongylidae. The record is from the annotation of a GenBank genome assembly.
GUUUAAACGUGUAGUCCUGGCUCCAAAAUAUCGACAUUGGUUCUUUCCUAGGAUGAAAGUGCUGGAAUCGUCAAAUAAGGAUAAUCAAACGCAAAAGACGAAGACGUUCCAGCACUACUUGCCUGAGGGUGACCGAUGCUAUAGUUGUGUACAUUGUCGUGCAAAUCUAGCCAGCCAUAAUGAUCUUAUUUCUAAGUCAUUUCAAGGAAGUCAAGGCAAAGCUUAUCUCUUCAAUUCAGUUGUAAAUAUCGGGACAGGACCGGCUGAGGAGCGAGUUUUACUAACAGGCCUUCAUGCUGUAGCCGAUAUCUAUUGCCAGUGUUGUAAGACGACACUUGGUUGGAAAUACGAACAUGCUUUUGAGUCGAGUCAAAAGUACAAGGAGGGGAAGUUUAUCAUCGAACUAGCACAUAUGGUGAAGGACAAUCAAUGGGAAGAUGAGCGCACUCUGGCUGUUGCGAAGAUUCAGAAAAUCGAAAGAUAA